Mytilus trossulus (common blue mussel) is the source of this 2585-nucleotide messenger RNA. RefSeq lists its product as uncharacterized. Bases 158 to 1630 code for a protein of 490 amino acids. Gene Ontology annotation, molecular function: oxidoreductase activity, acting on paired donors, with incorporation or reduction of molecular oxygen; heme binding; monooxygenase activity. The transcript has 12 exons. The record is from RefSeq and is a predicted model, not a curated record. Lineage: Eukaryota; Metazoa; Mollusca; Bivalvia; Mytilida; Mytilidae.
UGACCUUUUGUUAUUGCUAAUUUAAAAAGCUGCAUUGGUAAAAUACAUUUACCAGUUUACACUGUUGAUGUAAAUGUCCUUUGAUUUUCUCAGUGAUCCAUGAUGUUUUGGUAAAUUACUGAUAUGGUUGUAUAAAGAUUAAUUGCAAUUGACAGCUAUGGAGAAAAACAUUUCUCUCGUCACAGACUUGAUUGUUUAUGGAAUUAUUUUGUUGUUCAGUUGGUACAUGUAUAAGAUGUUGAUCAAGCCCUUUUUAUCACCACUACGAGCAGUUCCUGGAUUAACAUACUAUCCAAUAGUAGGAAAUAUGUUGGAAGCUAGAAGAGCGGAGGCUAUGACUAAUGCUUUGAGGUGGAUGACACAGCUAAAAUCUAAAUUGAUAAGAUUUUAUUGGUUUGGAGGUCAAGAAAGGUUACUUACUGGUGACCCUGAAGUUUUUCAGCACAUACUAGUUACAAAUAGUAAAAAUUAUCACAGACUCGAUGCACAGAAUAAUGAAAUAACUGGAUUGACAGGGAGUCCAGCAUUAUUUGUGUUGUCUGGGGAACACCAUCAUAUGAUUAGGAAGAUUUGUAAUCCUGGAUUUGUUCUCAGUCUUCUUCAUACUAUGGUUCCAGUAUUCCAAGAAAGAGGUAAUGCAUUAUUCCAACUGUACAACCAAGCAUUAUCACAAUCUAGUACAGAUACUACAGAUAUAGAUAUUCAAGCUACCCUGAGUCGUUUAACAUUAGAUGUGAUAUGUAAGUGUGGUUUCCAGUAUGAUCUACAGUCUAUAGAGAAUCCAAAGUCCACUGGUGUAAUGAGAUUUAGACAUCUUGUAGAUUCUGUUAGAACAACUUUUGUAGAUUUACUGCCUUUUUCAAGACUACUUCCUACAAAGAAAAAUAAGAAAACAGCAACAGAUAAAGAAUUUAUUGUAGAAUUUACCAGCAAAAUUAUUAAAGAAUAUGAAAUGCAAGAAUUAAAUGCAAAUAAACAUAGAGAUUUGUUAACAUCAUUGAUGUCUGCCAGAGAUUCUGAAGGAUCAGGAUUAUCUGAUAAAGAGUUAUUUGGUCAAAUCAUUGGAUUUAUUUUUGCUGGAUUUGAUACAACAGCCACAGCUAUGACAUGGAUUUUAUUACAGCUAGCACAGUAUCCAGAAGUACAAGAUAAAGUAAGAGCAGAGGUGAACCAAGUAUUCUCAGAUAUAUCUGAAUGUGACUCAGAAAAGUUAGACAAGUUAAAAUACCUGAACUGUGUUAUCAAGGAAACCAUGAGAUUAUUUCCCCCAGUUCCAUGUUUCUUUAGGAAGAGUUUACAUGAUGAUGUUAUAAAUGGCUACAAAAUCCCAGCAGGAACUGUUAUAGGCCUCCAUGUUGGUGCAUUACAUAGAUUGAACGUGGAAGAUGGAGAAACCUUUAGACCAGAGAGGUUUUUAUCACCUUCAGAAUCAAAGACAUUUAUGCCAUUCGGUAAAGGACCAUAUAUGUGUAUUGGAAAUAAAUUUGCUCAAUUGGAAAUUAAAACUGUGAUAUCAAGACUCGUUAAAGAAUUUAAAUUUGAAAUGAAACCUGGAUUUACAUUCCGUAGGGUGAUGAGUAUAACUAUAAGACCACACCCUUCAUUGGUACUGAGAAUAUCCAAAAUAUGACAGAUUUGUAUUGAUAAAACUUCAAAAAGUUUUAAAUUCUCAGGAAAUCGUUUUUUUUUUACAGAUUUUGUAACAUAUGCAACCAUGAUUGUAAAAUUUACAUUUAAAAAGUAUUUAUUCCUUCACUACUCUAAUAAAUAGUACAUUUUGAUUUGUAUAACUGCAAGCACUAAAAAUGUAAAAUGUUUGAGGUUUUUUCUUAGUGCCUGUAUAUCAAUUCAAUAUUAUUUGUCAUUUUGGUGCUCUUUAUAGCUUGCUAAUCUAUGUGAGCCAAUGAUUUUCCUCUUUGAAUUGUUUUACACUAUAGUCAUGUUGGUGCUUUGUAUAGCUUGAUAAUUUAUGUGAGCCAAGGUCAUGUGUUAAAGGCUGCACCUUGAUCUAUAAUUGAAUACUUUUGAUACAUUGGGACAUGGAUGUUGAGUUUUCUAAUUAUCCCUCAUACCACACCUCCUUUUUUAUAUUCAAAGCAUAAUAAUCUCAAGGUAUGAAGCAAUCAUUUUGUUAUGCCUGUGCUUAUGAUAGUAGGGUGUUUAUGUUUAUAAGUCUGUGUAAAUGUGUUCUCACAUGACAUUUGUUCUGCCAGAACUUAAUUCUUAGGAAAUAUGUUCCACUAGAAGUAAUAUUUAAUAUCACAGAAAGUUUAGCUCACCUAGCCCAAAAAAUGAAGAUUUUUGCUUUUAUCUCUGAAACCAAAGCAUUUAGAGCAAAUCUGACACAUGGUAAAGUUGUUCAUCAGUUGCAGAUCUAUCCGCCAUGAAAUUUUCAGACAAAUCAUACAAUCCCCUAAAUUGGUAUUUUAAGGAAAUUUUGAAGUUUUUGGUUAUAAUCUUAUUAUCUUAAUAUAGAAAGAGAUAAACUUUAAACAGCUGUUAUGUUCAGCAAAGUUAGAUCUACUAAUAAAUGAACAUGAACACAAUUGUCAACUGACCCCUUAGGAAGUCAUUGCCCUUUAAAA